Dromiciops gliroides (monito del monte) is the source of this 8281-nucleotide messenger RNA. It is a transcript of the gene GDPD5, whose product is annotated as glycerophosphodiester phosphodiesterase domain containing 5. NCBI's taxonomy places the organism in Eukaryota, Metazoa, Chordata, Mammalia, Microbiotheria, Microbiotheriidae. Gene Ontology annotation, molecular function: glycerophosphodiester phosphodiesterase activity. The transcript has 19 exons. Gene Ontology annotation, cellular component: plasma membrane. The record is from RefSeq and is a predicted model, not a curated record. Gene Ontology annotation, biological process: positive regulation of neuron differentiation; lipid metabolic process. The coding region runs from base 1465 to 3267 and encodes 600 amino acids.
GAUCCGUCCCCUCCCCCCACUUCUCCGCGGCUCCGCCCUCCCCGCGCAGACUCCUCCCGCCUCCGGGCGGGGUCCUCCCGGCUCCUUUCAUUCCCGGCCCGGACGGCGCUCCUUUCUGACCUCUGCGGGGCUGGCUCCUAGUGGCAGACUGACCGCGGUAGCGCGGAGCUGAGGGAGCCAGAGAAGAGGAAGAGGAGGAGGAGCAGGACCACGACCGAGGGGGUUGCUCCGGACCUGGGCUCGCCAAGCCAAAGCCUGCGCUCCAUUUUGCAGCGGGCGCCCGGCCCGACUUCCCCGCUGGGGCAUCGGUUGCAGCGUCCUACUCCCCGCCCCGCGCCAGCCGAGGCUACAAGCCCGGACACCGCCCGCGCCUCUGGCUGGAGCCGGAGCCGGAGCCUGAGCCGGAGCCAGAGCGCACCACCCGCCCGCUCCCCCAGCCCUGGGUCCUGGAUCCCGGGCGCGGCUUGCCAGCCCAGUGCCCGGGACACGGGACGUCGCCGUGCGCCCCUGCCAUAAGGCUGCUCUUCUCCCACCCCGGGCACCCGAGCCCCGACUCUACCCGACCUCCGAUACGCACCCACUGCCCCUCGCCCCGUUUACCGGAGCCUGGGCGCUGCCAGUCUCUGCCCACGUGCGAGCGACCCAGGAAGCUGUGAGAUCCCGGGCGCAGCUUGCGCCUCCAGCCGGAUGCCCGCCGGCCGCCUGGACGCGGUCGCCUGGGUCUGAACUUGGCGGGACCCCUCCGAACCCUCGUUCCCGGACCCGCCGCUUGGGUUCGAACUUGGCCGGACCCCUGCCACCUCCUUGCUCCCGGCGCAUUAGGACCCUGACACCGCUAGCACUCUCGGCCCCCUUAAUUUGGCAUUUCGGCUAGCUGGAAGCCGAGUGUCCUGUCCCAGGGCACCAUCCUCUCCCGUAGCCAGCGUCCUUGGUCCGGCUCCCCGAGGGCACAGUGGUUGCAGCGGGUUCUGCCUCCCGUCCUCGCCCUCUGGGAGUCUACUCUAUAUGUGCCGGGGCGGCUGCAGGCGGGCCAGGCCCUCGCCCUCGGGAGAGGAGAAGAGCCGAGGCCGACUGGGCUGGUGAUCCCCGCCCCAGACGGAGGCGCCUUGGGCUUGGGUAAGGUGAGCCCUCCGCACCGAGCCCUACGAGAGUACGGGACAAAGCAGGAAACACCCCGGGAAGAAGAUUCACAUCCACAGGAGCAGGUGGGGAUGCAGGAGUCACUGGUGUCCACACAACAGAGCAGUAGGAAGUAAAUGGAGACGGGCCCCCGAGGGCCAGGCAUCUGUGAGAAGAGAGGAGCCUUCUCACCCAGGUGUUGCCUGUGAGGUGGCUGAGGGCCGUGGAGAGGAGGUGCCCGUGGGCAGUGGGACUUUGGACAACAGCUGGGACAGGCCUUCCUCCAGGACGAACCGAGGCUGGAUGGGGCUCUGAGGACGAGUCCCCGGGGCUGCGGGCAAGAGGAUGGUGAGACACCAGCCCUUACAGUACUACGAGCCCCAGCUCUGCCUGUCAUGCCUCACCGGGAUCUACGGUUGCCGAUGGAAACGGUACCAGCGGUCACAUGAUGACACCACUCCAUGGGAACGUCUCUGGUUCCUGAUUCUCAUCUUCACCUUCUUCCUCACCCUGACCUGGUUCUAUUUUUGGUGGGAAGUUGACAAUGACUACAAUGAAUUCAACUGGUUUCUCUAUAACCGGAUGGGAUACUGGAGUGACUGGUCCAUUCCUAUCCUUCUGACCACUGCCACUGGCUUCACAUACAUCACAGGAUUGUUGAUCCUGGCCCUCUGUCACAUCGCAGUGGGACAGCAGAUGCACCUACACUGGCUUCACAAGGUGGCGCUGACCGUGGCCUUGAUUGCAACCCUCGUAGCAGUUUCCUCUGUGGCCCAGCUCUGGGACGAUGAGUGGGCUGUGCUGCUAAUCUCAUUGCAAGGCACAGCCCCAUUCCUGCACGUCGGGGCCCUGAUAGCUGUGACCGCUCUCUCUUGGAUUGUGGCAGGCCAGUUUGCGAGAGCUGAGAAAGUCUCCUCACAGAUGGUCAUCUUCACUGCCUACUUCGCAGUGGUGUUUGUGCUCUACCUGAUCCCCCUCACCAUCUCCUCCCCCUGCAUCAUGGAGAAGAAAGACCUGGGCCCCAAGCCAGCCAUCAUCGGCCACCGAGGAGCACCCAUGCUGGCUCCAGAACAUACAUUGAUGUCCUUCCAGAAGGCUAGGGAGCAGAAGCUCUAUGGGGUCCAAGCUGAUGUGACCAUCAGCCUGGAUGGCGUUCCAUUCCUCAUGCAUGAUGCUACCCUGCGCCGUACAACCAACGUGGAUGAAGCCCUCCCGGAGCUGUCCCGUCGGCCUGCCUCUAUGUUCAACUGGACUGACCUGAAACAACUCAACGCAGGAGAAUGGUUCCUCAAGACGGACCCCUUCUGGACUGUGAACUCACUGUCAGCCUCCGACUACAGGGAAGCACAGAACCAAUCCAUCUGCAAAUUGACUGACCUCUUGGAGCUGGCCAAAGGGAACAUGACUCUGCUACUCAACCUUUGGGACCCACCCCAUGACCACCCCUACAGGAGCACCUUCUUCAACAUCACCCUGGAUGCCAUCCUCCACUCUGGCCACCCACAACACCUGGUUAUGUGGCUGCCCAGCAGACAAAGGCCAUUGGUACAGAAAGUAGCCCCGGGCUUCCAGCAGACCUCAGACGUCAAAGAGCCAGUUGCUAGUCUGCGACGUGGGCACAUUCAGAAACUGAACUUACGCUACACUCAGGUCUCCAGCCAGGACAUCAGGGACUGCUCUGCAUGGAACCUGAGUGUGAACCUCUACACAGUCAAUGAGCCGUGGCUCUUCUCCCUUCUGUGGUGCUCAGGUGUCCAGUCCGUCACAUCUGACAACUCUCACACCCUGUCCAAGGUGCCUUCCCCUGUCUGGAUCAUGGCCCCGGACGAAUACUGUCUCAUCUGGAUCACAGCUGACCUCGUCUCCUUCACACUCAUCGUGGGCAUUUUCGUAUUUCAGAACUAUCACUUAAUCAGGUGGCGAUUAGGCAGCAUCAGGACCUACAACCCAGAACAGAUCAUGCUCAGUGCAGCUGUACGUAGGACCAGCCGCGAUGUCAAGAUCAUGAAAGAGAAGUUGAUCUUUUCAGAAAUCAGCGAUGGUGUAGAGAACACGGAUGAUCUCUCCAUGUGUUCCGAGAAUGGCUUUUCCAAUGAUGUCCUCACCCCUGUGGAGCCCAAGACACGCCCUGGCAGAGGAGGACGCUGAAAGAUCCAGUACCCCCAGCCCAUUCCUACCCUUCCAGCCAAGCAUGGGAAGGGCCACUGGGCCCCAUGGCCUGGCCUGUAAAUAUGUAGAAAGCCCUCUGAGAGCUGGUGGUGUGUGUAGGAAGUUGGGGUGCAAGGCAGAGACCAGCAGAGGGUACCCCAUGCAGGAACCCAGACUGGCCUCAGUGGAGAAGUCAAUGUAACUUGGAGAGACAGUUGUUGAGAUGCCUUCCCCACCCCCUCAGCUCUGUCUUCACCCAUGUUCUCAAUUACCACCAACCCUGUUAGGGUCCUCUUUGGCCAAGCACCUCAUCCCUGUGUAUGCUCUGGGUGGUCAGAAUCAAGAGCCAAGCUGUUCUUGGCCCUGGUCAUAGAGGGAGGGAACCCUUCCUAGUGGGAGGUACUUGGUUCCAGUCCUCCUGGGAGGAGCAGAGAACAGGACCCAGCUGCUAUGAAGAUGGGGGCAGAGGCAUUCAGGAAACUGAGCACCCCUUGUCUGCCCUACACGGGGGAAGCUAAAAGGAAACCCCAGACAGGAGCUGACUCUUAUUUCCCCAUGCCCAAGGCAGAGAUGUUUCCUCAGUCAGCUCUGCCACCACAAGGGAACUAUAGUACAAGAGGGCCCAGUGGUUAGGGCCCCCUGGAACAUCUCCAAACCACUGAGGGGACCGUCUGUGUGAGGUGUCUGUCUGUCUGUGCGCAUGAAUGAAUUUUUUUUUAACUUUUAAAUAUGGCCUACAAGUAGUGGGCCCCCUCUGAUGAGCGUUGAUACAGCUCCAAUCACCGUGUAAAUAUGAAAGCACAAGUGACAUCACUCCCUGCAGAAUCACCUAUUUAACAAAAAAAGAAAUACCCUGUUUCUUGUGUUCUUGUGCCAUCCUGUGUCUAGCAGCAGAGGGCAGCCAGGGUGGCGGAGGGACAGGAGAUCAUUCCACAUGAGAACAGUUGGAGCUGGGAAUAUCAAGCCUAGAAGAGGGAAGGCUGGGGUGGGGGAAGAGUGGGAGGGAGGAGAUAGGGAGGCAGGUGGGGGUGAAUAAUACUUAGCAUUUAUAUGGUGCUUUAAGGUUCAAAAGCACUUCACAGAUAGGAUCCUUUGAUCCUCACUACCACCCUGGGAGGUUGGUGCUAUUAUUAUCUCAUUUUACAGAUAAGGAAACUGAGGUUUGCGACUUGCCCAGGGUCAUCACACAGUUAGUAGUUGUAUGAGGUUAGAUUUGAACACCCAUCUUCCUGCUUCCCAGUCCAGCACAUCAUUAGCUGCCUGGAUAAAUCCUUGACUUACGUUUCUUUAGUUAAUCAGUGAAUCUAUCAACAAGCUUUUGUUAAGCACCUACUAUGUGCCAGGUAAUGGGAAUACAAAGACAAAACCGAAACAGUCCAUCCCUGCCCUCAAGAAGUUUAUGUUCUGUGGAGAGCCAACAUUUAUAAGUCUAUGCAAAAUGUAUACAAAACUAAUACAGGGCGUUUGAGCAGUUUGAGCAGUUGGGGAGGGGAGAGAUCAGGGAAGGCUUCUUGUAGGAGAUCUUUGAACCCAGGUCUACUGACUCCUAGUCCAGUACCCUUUCUGCUAAUACAUGAGGAGAAAAGAAAAUGAGUUGGGGAGUUAAUGGGGGAGUCGAAGGGCCCCAUAGCCAUUGAAAGGGGAAUGGCUUCUUUCCUGUCUUCAGAGGACAAGAAACUUUUAUUUCCACCACCUUCCCUCCCCAUGGGCUUUUUUCUUCCUAUAGGGCUCCCUCUUGAUGAGUGGGGAAAGGAGGGAGGGGACAAAAAUGUAUUAAGCACCUACUGUGUGCCCGGCAUAGUGCUAAGUGCUUUACUAAUAUUACCUCAUUUGGUUUGAAAGGGGAGGAGAGGGGACUGAAGGUUUUCUUAUUCUCCCUAGUUCUGGUCCUACUAGCUUUCUCUGAGACAUGCUCUAGACUUCUGGGUUUCUUUUUCCUCUCCCUCCAAAGGAAGUGUGACCCUGAUUUCUCAGCUUCCUUAGGCUAAAUCCUGGGAAUGAUGGGGGAAAAGCGUCUCAGGGCCAAGAGCCUUAAGCAGACAAUCCAUCUGGAGAGGCAAGACCUGCAUGAAGUCAAACCAUUCCAGCUGUUGCCCCUUAGAUUUGCUGGUGUCCACACCCUCUCGUCUUUGGGACAGUGCCCUUGUCCAAGUUCCUAAGCUGGGCACAAGUCUCUUGUGGGGUCUGGGUCACACUGGCCAAGAACUAGAUCUCAGGACUGCCCAAGAUGGAGAGAGUAUCCAAAAUCAAGGUGAGCCUUGGGCAUCAGGGAGUGUCUGGUGUCUUGGCCUGAGACUCAGGAGCCCUGCUCUGGUGGGACUCCAUGUUCUAAGGAAUGUGUGUGUGUCCAAAAGACAGCAGAUGGGCCUGGCCUUGGAUGAGGGCCCCUGCCUAGGCAGGUGUGCUGUGCUGCAGAAAGUACACCUGGGAGAGCACAAGCCUGGAUGAGCUUAUCCUCUAGGUACAGAAACUGAAUGAAGGCUGGGCCCUGCCCACUCUAAUACCAGAGCUCAUUUAAUUCAACAGACUUCCCAGUGCUGGUGAUACAGAAAGUUCAGCCCCUGCCCUCAAGACGAUUGCAGUUUAGUGGGGCAAAGACAAGGAAAUAUUUAAGUAGAACAUAGGUACAACGGAAAAAGUGAUGGAUAAAGUAACAUUUCAGAGCUGUCGUGCCACAAAUCAUUGAGUUCUGCUUCUUCAUAUUACAAAAGAGGAAACAGAGGGAAAUGACAGGAGGUUGGCACAUAGUAGGUGCUUAAUAAAUGUAGAUGAUUGAUUGCCAGGACCAGGAUCUGAAACUAUUCCCAAGUUCGACGGCUCUUUUCCCUACAGCUCAAAGGAGAGGUACAAGUAUGAAUGAGAAGUUGGAGGAGAAGCAGCAACCUUCCAUUCCAGUGAACUGAUGAUAAAUCGUGAUGCCAAACUCCUAACAGGGAGGUGGUAAACCCAGGAUGCAGAAUGGGAUGCUUUUGGACAUGGCCAACACAGGAAUUUGUUUUGCUUGACUCUGCUUAUUUGUUACAAGGGGUUUUGUUUUGUUCGGGGUGGUGGAGGUGGAAAGGAGAGAAAAUAAAUUCUUAUCAAUUGACAAAUAAAAAUAAAAUUGAGGGUAAACCCCAAAAAAGGUUAUUAAAAGGGCAAACCAACUCAUUUACUGUUAGGCUUGUGUGUGCCAGUCCUCUACUGGGGAGAGGGGGAGCAAAUCCUAGGCUUCCCCAAGGGAGUCCAGCUGGGGCAAGGAAAUGGCUGAAAAGGUCCUAGCGGUUAGCUAGUCCAACUCGAUUCAUUUUGAAAGACAGAAACAGACCUGGAGAAGUGAAGGGAAUUGAGGUCACCGUGCUAGCUAGUCAAUGGCAUGGCAGAGAAGCCAAAAUCAAUAACAAAACCAGAACUUGAGAACCACAGAGCCAACAGUGCUUUUGCUGCCUUCCAGAUGAGUCACAUUUCCAGGUCUUUGAAGGGUCAUAUAGGGAAAGUGGGACCAGCAUGGGAAGAGAGGCCAUAUUGGCUAUUGAACCUGGUGAAAAAAAGAUUUACAAGCAACACCUGGUCACUGUUAAAAUAUCUAAAGGGAGGGGGCGCUGGUGAAUAAAGCACCGGACCUGAAUUCAGGAGGACCUGAGUUCAAAUCCGGCCUCAGACACUUGACACUUACUAGCUGUGUGAACCUGGGCAAGUCACUUAACCCUCAUUGCCCCGAAAAAAAAAUCUAAAGGGAUAGAGGUAUUCUGUGUGACCCCAGAGGGAAGAACCAGGGGGCAGUAAGGGGUGGGAGCCCAGAUAAAUAGGUACACGGUACAGAGUCAACAAGCAUUUACGUACCAGGUAUUCAGUUAAAAUUCUGGAAAUGAAAACACUAGUACAUAGAGACAGUCCCUACCGUCAAGGAGCUUACAUUCUAGUGGGGAAACACAAAGGGAUAAUGAAUGGGGGUGGGGGCAGGGCAGAGAAAGUAAUGAGAGGAAUAAGGUAAGUUUCAACUCAAUGUGAUGAAGUUUCUAUGACUCAAUGGCUAUCUCAUGAAGUAGUGAGCUCAUCAUAGAUCAUUCUGGGUCCAAGCAGGGAAUGGGUGGCCAAGUCAAGGAGACCAUAAAAGGGGAUUUCUGUGCUGCGAGGGAGGUUGGUCUAAAUAGCCUCUGAGGUCCCCUAGCUCCGUUUCACCUGCAGGUGGGAGAUGAGAGGUGAAAGAAGAUCCUGGCCUCUUCGAUGACUUUUAACUUGCAUUGAGGGAAGACUAGUUAUUCUUCCUCCACACUUUUAGGUGAGAGGAUUUCCAAAAAUAUGGGAACUUUAAACUUCCUGGAGCCUGAUUUGAAUUCUAGCAUUGGGUCAGGGUUCAGAUUUGGAUCUGUACCCAAAUGCCACCCUGCUCCCAGGAACCUUGGGGAACUAGUGUUUGGGGUUAGGAGAGAUGAGAGAAAGGACCCUAUCUUUGUCUCCAUUAAGGAGUGAGGCUCAGCACUGCUCAGGGUAUCCCAGGAGUUCAUGGAGAGCAACACACAUUUGAAAAUAAGUUUAUAUCACUAAAGGGAGCUGAAAGACCAAGUUUAAUCACAUUUCAAUAUUGGGGAAAGUGGAACCCAGAGAGAUUAAGACCACCUUGGGGCAGCUAGAUGACGCAGUGGAUAGAGCACUGGCCCUGGAUUCAGGAGGACCUGAGUUCAAAUCCGGCCUCAGACACUUAACACUUACUAGCUGUGUGACCCUGGGCAAGUCACUUAACCCCAAUUGCUUCAGCAAAAAAAAAAAAAAAAAAAAAAAGAUUACCUUAAGUCAAAAAAGUGGUAAAAUUCAGAGUAAGGUUAUUAAACCCAGGUCUGUUCCAAACCCAGAUCAUUUUCCAAUAUUCUCUCUUCUCUGCCUUCCAUCUACCUCCCCUAUGCUGUGCCCUCCUGCCCUAUCGCUGACUCACAAUGAGAGGAUGGAUUUGGAAUCAAAGGACUGGAGUUCAAAUCCUGGUUCUUGCCACUUCUUAGCUGUGUGACCUUGAGCUGCUGGUCACCCACUUUUCUCU